AUGGUGAACUUAUUCAACAACUCAAAUAAUGCAUUUGAUGCCCUUUUCAAUAAUGUUGGUACAUUUGCACAAAACUCUACUCAAGGCAAUAACCGAAAUUCGAACAGAAAUGACAUUCAAGUGAAAGAGUUGAACAAGAGUAAUCAGCACGAGAUCCAAGUUUUUAACAGGAGUGGUUAUCAAAAUUUUAAGAUUGAGGUAGUCAGACAAGGAGGUCAACUUUAUUUGCAAAUCCAAUCAAAAGUAGAUAGAUUUGAGAGAUAUUUCAAGUUGAAUACUGCAACUGAGGAUAUUAACAAUAUCAAGUCAUAUAUCGAAAAUGAUUGGUUAAUUGUUGCAGUUCCCUUCAUAAAUAAAGGAACUAGAUCCCCGCAACCUAAAAAUGUUCCGGAGCAUCCAUCUAAGAAACAAGAUAAGAAACAAGAUAAGGAGCAGAAACAGCAGAACAGCAGAAACAACAAACGCAACAAACACAACAAGAACAGCAAAAACAGCAAAAGCAACAAAAACAGCAAAAGCCACAGAAAGAAUCAAAGUAUGCCAGAGUUAAGAAAAUUUUUGGAAAGAAGAAAAAUGAUAGUAAUCAUCCUGUUAGUUUAUUAG
Candida albicans SC5314 is the source of this 603-nucleotide messenger RNA. RefSeq lists its product as uncharacterized. Bases 1 to 603 code for a protein of 200 amino acids. The record is from RefSeq and is a predicted model, not a curated record. NCBI's taxonomy places the organism in Eukaryota, Fungi, Ascomycota, Pichiomycetes, Serinales, Debaryomycetaceae. The transcript has a single exon.